UGGGCUGCUGUUGUUUUAAUUUGCUAAAUUGUUAGGUUACUGCGAUUUAAUUUGUUGGAUUUUCUAUUUAGGUCUUGUUCUUGUUUAUUUGCUAAAUUGUUGUUGUGUAUUUAUUGUUGUCUUUGAGAUUAUUGCUGGAUAUUGGUGAUCAUUGAUUUAUUAUAUGCUUCAUGUUUUCAUUGUUUUCUUCUUCUGAAGGAAAAAAAUUUUGUUUUCAUUGUUUUCUUGAUUGUUUGUUUUGUUUCAGAAAUCAAUUUUUUUGUGAUCAAUGCUCAAACUCUGAAUGCUGUUCUGCUGGUUUUACUGUGUUUGUUUUGUUUCAGAAAUCAAUUUUUUGUGAUCAAUGUUCAAACUCUGAAUGUUGUUCUGCUGUUUUUGUUUUGUUUCAUUUCAGAAAUCAAUUUUUUAUGAUCAAUGCUCAUACUCUAAAUGUUGUUUUGUUUUGUUUUAAGGCUGUGUUUGGAAGAGGUGAUUGACUUUUGAGUGUUGUUUUGUUUUUAUUUUAAGGCUGUGUGUUGUGUUAAAUUUGUAGGAAAUUCUGAGGUUUAUAAGAAUUAAGAAGGAAGACUAUUUCAACGGGUACAUGAAAUUGGGAUUUAUGGAUCUCAACUUCUUGCUUUGCUGCUUCUGCCCCUUCAUUCGCCGAUUUUGAGCAGCACUUCGUGACGUCACUCUCCAGCUCUGCUCUUGGCCCGUCACUGCUUCGUAGACGUCUGUGGUGUGCCUCAUUUUUCUUUGGACCUGCAAGUUGCCGUGCAAACUAGAGAUGCUGCUUUGAUGAACUUGAAAUUGAUGUGAGCAUGUUGUCUCAGUUGUGGCCUCCCCAUAUUCACACAGCCUCCUUUCUCUUGCCUGAGCUUCCCCGGCCUCAUCAUUUUCUUCUGCUGUCGAGCAAUGCAUGUAGACGUACUCCUACUUUUCACUUUCGAUUAGAAAGUAGAAGACGACCAAGGCCAAGACGAGGCAGCAGCAUUUGUUGUUGUUGUGGUUCUGCCUCUGAGUGGGAACUUAAGGAAGCAGGUAUAGCCGUGUCAACUUUCCUUCAAGGAUUAGGGGUGUCAGAGGAGGAGUCCUUAUCCAUCGCAUCCAAGUCACCCUCUUACUCCAACAUGUUGGUGGAGAGUGUCAGGGAUUUGGACCAACACUCCAUGUGGAAUUCCGAUUCGGCCUCCUUGGGCUUCAGGGAAAAGCUUCUUCACAUUGCGUCCCUCAAAGGUGACAAUGGAAAACUCCCUUACUUUGAGAGUCUCGGCUUCACUCUUUCUUCAUCUAUCGCCCUUGCUAGGUAUCUCUCCUCUCAGAACCUCCCAUCCCUCAUGCACAAGGUUGCAUCCAUCAAGGAUCUCUUCUUUUCUCAUCAAGCUGAUCACCUCCUCAUCAACAACAUUCGUCGCAUGAUGCUCCACCUGUCCAUUCCAAUCGACGAUGAUCUACAGCAUACUCUCUCCUUCUUUGAGAAGCUUGAAGCCAGGCGUGGAGGCUUAAAUGUCUUUCUUUCUGACAAAGACACUGCCUUCCGCCAUUUGAUUGAUUCCUUUCCUCGUUUACUUUCACUCUCACUGGAUAACCACAUCGUUCCUAUUAUCGAUUUUCUCCACAAUAUUGGAGUUCCCAGAGUUCACAUCACAACCAUAAUACUCUCUUUUCCGCCUAUUCUGUUCUGGAAUAUUCAACUCCUUAAAGCUAGACUCCUCGCCUUGAAACAGAUUCAUCUGGUGGAUAAAGAUUAUAUCAAGUUGUUGAGCAGAUAUCCUUGGGUUCUAUCUACAAGCAUUCAAGAGAACUAUGAGGAGGUUCAUGGAUUUUUUCUUUCUGAGAAGGUUAGAAAGAUAUGUAUUGACUCUGCAAUCAGAGGCCAACCAUACCUAUUGGGUUGUUCAACUGGCAAGCUGAAGUCGAUGCUGGAUCAGUUGGCUGAUCUUGGAGUUAAGGGAAAUAAGUUAGAUAGGGUUAUUGCUAGAAGCCCGCAGCUACUAUUGCGGAAGCCCAGAGAUUUUCUACAGGUUGUUCUGUUCUUUGAAAAUAUGGGCUUGGAUAGAGAAAUUGUUGGGAGAAUUCUUUCUCGCUGCCCAGAAAUUUUCGCUGCCAGCAUCAAUAAAACUCUUAAGAGGAAGAUUGAAUUCCUUUCUGGGGUUGGCGUUUCGGAAGCAUAUCUUCCUGGGGUAAUCAGAAAGUAUCCGGAAUUACUUGUAACGGACACUGAUAAAACCAUACUACAUCGGCUGAUGUACCUGAUGAAGUUAGGACUUUCGGAGAAAGAGAUUGGGUUUAUGGUGCGCACGUUUUCUCCGCUCUUCGGGUACAGUAUAGAGGAGGUUCUGAGGCCAAAAAUAGAAUUCUUAGUGAAGUCGAUGAAGAGGCCGGUACGAGAAGUUGUUGAUUACCCUCGGUAUUUUAGCUAUUCAUUAGAAAAGAAGAUAAAGCCAAGAUACUUUGUACUCAAGGGAAGGCAUAUUGAAUGUAGCUUAAAGGAUAUGCUGGGAAAAAAUGAUGAGGAAUUUGCUGCAGAAUUUAUGGGUGUGGGUCUUGGAGGGAUGCUUGACCCUCCUCUCUCUUCUGAGAAUGUGUUGUAAGUAUCAUACAUCCUUCCCUAGUAUUUUUUUUGGGAAAUUCAUCUCAUUACAAAUAGAUUCUUUAAGGGGCAUAAAAUGUAUAUUCCACUAAUUUUCAAUUGCAUAAACUAUCACAUUUGAGAUUUUUAGAAGCAAAGAGUUGUUAAGUUAGAAUAUCAAAAUUUGGUUGUCUUAUUCUUAUAUAAUAUCAUGUUUAAUUCAAUGAAAGCAAUAUAGGUAUAGAAUCCAUAGAAUCCACUGCUACGGUGCUUAAGCAUUUGAUCAAAUAUAUUGGAAUUAAUAAUUUUUGCAACAUCGGGUUUUUGUGGUGGUUUUGGUUGUGAACCUCUGUUUGGGCACAAUGGUCAACAAUCUUCUGCUGUGGUUGUGGCACCAGGCAGCAGCAAUAAUUCUAAUUUGAAGUUUCCUAUUAUUUUUCUUUUGGAAGUACACAGAAGACUAAUGUUUUGGAUGGUGAUGAAUCAAUAUCAUUAAGAUAAUAAAG
Molecule: messenger RNA, 3057 nt
Organism: Arachis duranensis
Lineage: Eukaryota; Viridiplantae; Streptophyta; Magnoliopsida; Fabales; Fabaceae
Product: transcription termination factor MTERF9, chloroplastic
Exons: 7
Coding region: 801-2573 (590 amino acids)
Biological process (GO): regulation of DNA-templated transcription
Molecular function (GO): double-stranded DNA binding
Source: RefSeq, a predicted model, not a curated record